UUUUUACUAAGGCGCUCAUAAGAAGCAAAUUUGAGACUCUGAAAAAGAAACUUGGAGUUUGCAGCUAAUAAAAUAAGAAUGAGUAUUAAAGAUAUACAUCAGUAGCUGAGUUCAGUAGAUUACAAGAUUCAAUAAUAUUCAACAGAUCUUUUGUUUAUUCAGUUACUAGAAAAUGUGUAUAAAUAGUUUCAUUCAUCAAUAAAAUCAAGUAAGCUUUCAUAGCUAUUUUUUUUGUGAUCUUUAUACUUUCUAGAUCUGCAGAAAUAGUUAUUUUUAUACAACAGUAGUAAUAAUUUAAGAAAAAAAAAAAGUAAGAAGAGAAAAUUUAAGAUGAUAUUACCGGCGGGUGGGUAAGAGUAGAUUACCACUGAAUGAAGUUUCCCAUGGAAUCAUCCAUUUUCACCCCACUCACCCUCAAAAGCAUACAACAAAAAGCAACAAAAAGGAAACAAAAAAAAAAAAAGGGAAGCCCAUGCUUUCUCUCCUCUCUAUAUAACCCGCCUGAACACCUUCUUCUGCAUAUCCUCAUGCAACUUUACAGCCCUCUCUGAUUAAUAUUCAGCUAUCAGGUUCUUUUUAAUCAGCAGCUCUUGGUUAGAUCCAAAUAUCUGUUACUUGUUUUCCAAAAAUGAAGAAGAAAGCAUCUGUUAUCUUGAAACAGAUAGUGGCAUUGGUGAGUUCAGUUGCAAAGGCCAAGUCCUUGGCUAUUAAGAGCAAAACGAGCGCAGUUAAGGCUCGUCUUAUCAUGUUUUCUAUGAUGAAGAGCAAGAAGGUUUUGCUGGGUUCCAUCUCUGACAAGAUACAUACCAUUCUUGGGCAGGACGAAAAAGAUAGGCAGUACGAGAAUGGGGAGGAGCAAAGCAAGGCGAUCGUUCUCUACAAUAAUGCCUUGGCAGACGAAGAUGAUAAGUACCCUGAUCUGAGGCACACGCUGUUUGAUGAAGAGGAGGAGUUCAAUGACCCAGGAGGGUCCGUCAUUGAUUUGGUGAAGAAUUCCAAGGAUGAAGGAGAAGAUUUCAGUUUGGAAGAUGAAAUUGAUCAUGUUGCAGAUUUGUUCAUCAUGAGAUUUCACAAGCAGAUGCGUUUACAGAAGCUGGAAUCCUUUAAGAGGUUUCAAGAGAUGCUUGCCAGAAGCGUUUAAUUGCAUGCGUGCUUGCUUUGUUUUAUCUAUUUUUUCUUUGUGUAUUCUGUUCACAGUCGCAUGUGUUUGAAUAGAAUAAAAUGCAAAAACAAAUGGGUGUGAUUUUGCAGCCCUUUUUUCCUGUCAAAGGAGGAAUCCGAUUGCUGAAUUGCUGUGAGUUGUAUGAGAUUUUUCCUUUGAAUCAUUGGCAUGUAAUUAAUUAAAUGUAUAUUGCUGUUCACUUGUAAAGCCAACUGGUUUCACUGUGUUCCAUUGUGUUGUGUGCAUUAUU
Molecule: messenger RNA, 1412 nt
Organism: Ricinus communis (castor bean)
Lineage: Eukaryota; Viridiplantae; Streptophyta; Magnoliopsida; Malpighiales; Euphorbiaceae
Exons: 1
Coding region: 629-1141 (170 amino acids)
Source: RefSeq, a predicted model, not a curated record